This is a messenger RNA of Penaeus indicus, 588 nucleotides long. RefSeq lists its product as uncharacterized. The transcript has 4 exons. The coding region runs from base 1 to 588 and encodes 195 amino acids. The record is from RefSeq and is a predicted model, not a curated record. Lineage: Eukaryota; Metazoa; Arthropoda; Malacostraca; Decapoda; Penaeidae.
AUGGAGGGCUUCAGCAGCAGCAACAGCGGGGCCUUCGGAAGCGGCGGUUCAGGCUUCAGCAGCGGAAACAGUGGCUUCACGAGUGGAGGUAUCGGUGGAGGUGGACACGGUGGCAAAGGAGGUGGAGCGCCGGUGCUCCUGGUGGUGCUGGCGUGCCUGGCGACGGCGCUUCCCGAGGCGAGUCCGGGCGGCGUCUGCUGCGGGGGCGGCGGCGGAGGAGGAAGUGGAGGCUUCGGAGGCGGAGGCCGUGGCCGCGGCUACGGCAGAGGUUUCGGAGGCGGACGAGGAGGCCUCGCCUUUAAGCUGGGCGGAAAGUUCUCCGUUAAAGGAUUCGGACGAGGCGGCUCCGGCUUCAGCAGCAGCGGCAGCAGCGUCCUCGGCAGCGGGUCAAGCUUCAGCGGCAGCAGCAGCGGGGUCUUCGGAAAAGGAUCGGGCUUCAGCAGCAGUAGCAGCGGCUUCAUUACUGGAGGAGGAGGAGGAGGCUUCGGCGGCGGCGGAUUCGGUGGAUCAGGUGGAGGUGGAGGAUCCGGAGGCGGCGGUGGAGGCGUCUGCUGUGGCUCGAGUGGAGGCUACAACAAGGGCUGGUGA